This is a messenger RNA of Arabidopsis lyrata subsp. lyrata, 1411 nucleotides long. RefSeq names its product protein YIPF6 homolog. Gene Ontology annotation, biological process: endoplasmic reticulum to Golgi vesicle-mediated transport. The record is from RefSeq and is a predicted model, not a curated record. Gene Ontology annotation, cellular component: membrane; trans-Golgi network. The coding region runs from base 300 to 1151 and encodes 283 amino acids. The transcript has 3 exons. NCBI's taxonomy places the organism in Eukaryota, Viridiplantae, Streptophyta, Magnoliopsida, Brassicales, Brassicaceae.
UAAAUCCAAUUAUUGAAAAAGGUCAAAAUAUCAAAUUUUAUUAAUUAAAGAGUGUAUCAGAAACUUACAUAAUAUCAAACGACGUCGUUGAAAUUCGACGGUGUCGUUUAAGGUAAGAACACUAGCUCACACGUUUAUUUCAAUAUUAUUUUUUCUCUCUCUUUUUAGUAAUUUCGACUUUCUUCUUCAUCAGAUCUGAAUCUAAUUUCGCCCAAAUCAAAGCUUUUGACCUAAAUCGUUUCCCGGGAAAAAUCAACAAACCGUCACCGGAAUCUCCAAUUUCUCUCCGGUGAAGAAAAAUGUCGCACAACGAUACGAUUCCGCUUUAUCAAUCAUCUCAAUCAGACAUCGACGAGAUUGAGAAUAUGAUGAACGAUAGUUUCCAAUCAGGUCCUGGAACCGUCCUUCCUGCUCGACCACCGAGUCCGAUCCGUCCGUCAAUUCCCGUUUCAUCCUCACCGUUCGUUCAAUCUAAUCUUCCACCGCUACCACCGUCGUCUUCUUCCUCUCAGAAGGUGAUGCCUGUUCCAGCUCCCCCGCCGCUUCCGUCGGUAGGUAACUCCAACAGCUCCGAAGGUAACAAGAGUAUUGGAGGGAGUGGAUUCGGAUCUCCGCCAAAUACAUUGACGGAGCCUGUAUGGGAUACUGUGAAGCGCGAUCUGUCACGGAUCGUGAGUAAUUUGAAGCUUGUGGUGUUUCCGAAUCCGUAUAGGGAAGAUCCUGGGAAAGCACUUAGGGAUUGGGAUCUAUGGGGACCGUUUUUCUUCAUUGUGUUCUUGGGGCUUACUCUUUCGUGGUCUGCUUCUGUUAAGAAGUCUGAAGUAUUUGCCGUGGCAUUUGCACUACUUGCAGCUGGGGCAGUUAUCCUCACACUAAAUGUGCUGCUUCUGGGAGGACAUAUAAUAUUUUUCCAAAGCCUAAGCCUUCUAGGUUACUGUCUAUUUCCACUGGACGUUGGAGCAGUGAUCUGCAUGUUGAAGGACAAUGUGAUACUCAAAAUGAUCGUUGUGUCUGUGACUCUUGCCUGGAGCUCUUGGGCUGCUUAUCCUUUCAUGAGUGCUGCAGUGAACCCGAGAAGAAAAGCUCUAGCACUUUACCCUGUUUUCCUCAUGUAUGUCUCUGUUGGCUUCUUGAUCAUUGCCAUUGAUUGAUUCUAUCUGGAAAAAUGGGAAAUCAGAGAUAGUUUCUCUGAUUCAGUUUGGGAAAUCAUUUGGUACAGAGUAGAUAGAGAAUUCUCCAGCCGUGAACUAUUCUGAGUUCUAAAGAUCAUAUGUAUAAUAUGUUCUUCGACGCUUUUUUGUUAAACUCUGGUCGACUUUACUCUAUGGUUUUGCUUUAUGUGUAUGAAACUUACGGUUCUUUUUGGAAACGUAUACAGUAUAUAAUAUUAAAACCUUGAUGAUCGUAGCUU